GAGCAUCCGGCUGGACCAGACGGUGGCCGAACUGAAGAAGCAGCUGAGGACGGUGGUGCAGCUGUCCACCAACAACAUGCGCCUCUACUACAUCGACAAGGAGGAUGGUCAAAUCAAGCAUUCAAGUUGUCUUUACUUACAUUGUCUGCCUGCUGUCUCCAAGAGCUCUUUCUCAGAGUAUCCUGUACCCUUUUGGACAGGCUUAUGGAGAUUUCGAAACUGCUAAGAUGGAUGAUGGAAGCUCCCCAGAAGUGAAUCUCCUCUUGCCAUUCAUCUUCUUCAGUGUUCCUUAUCGCUCAAUAUUUGUGAACAACAAUGGGGUCAUCUCCUUCAAUGUCCAGGUCAACCAGUUCACACCUGAGGCCUUCCCACUCACUGACAGCCGUUCCUUUAUUGCGCCCUUUUGGGCGGACGUGCACAACGGCAUUCGCGGUGAUGUGUAUUACCGUGAGAGCAUCGACCCCCAACUCCUGGAGAGGGCCACCCAAGACAUCCGCAAGUAUUUCAAGGCCAUGACCACCUUCAGUGCCACGUGGCUCUUCAUCGCCACUUGGCAUCAGGUCACAUUUUAUGGUGGCAGCCAGACCACACCAGUGAACACAUUUCAGGCUAUACUCAUUUCUGACGGUCUUUCCUACUUUACCAUGUUUAACUAUGGUGAGAUUGCCUGGAGUACAGGCACUGCCAGCGGUGGGGACCCUCUCACAGGUUUGGGAGGUACCACAGCACAGGCAGGUUUUAACGGUGGGGACAUCAGCCGCUUCUUCAACCUGCCAGGAUCACGUUCAAAUGAAAUUGUCAACAUUGAGCAGACCACUAAUGUCAACCAGCCUGGACGAUGGCUCUUCCGAGUUGACGGUGACCUUAUAGACCCAGCCAACGGGUGCAGUUAUAACGGGAGGUUCUUCCGGCGUGGGGAAGUGUUUUGGUUAUCUGACCAAUGCUCUCAGAGGUGCCGCUGCUUGGAUUUAGACAAUGAGGUCAUGUGUCAGGAAGCGCCGUGUGGACAGCUUGAAACCUGCGAGCAACAAGAAGGGGCGUACCACUGCCAACCCACCCGCACCAGUACCUGUGUGGUGUUUGGUGACCCCCACUACCACACCUUCGAUGGCUUCCUCUAUCACUUCCAGGGUACAUGCUCUUACCUGUUGGCGCGGCCCUGCUGGGAGACUCCGGGAUUGCCGUCCUUCAGUGUGGAGGCCAAAAACGAGAACCGUGGCGUUGCCUCGGUUUCUUGGCUGCGUGACAUAACAGUGGAGAUGUAUGGUCACCGUGUCACCUUGCUCAGGAAUAGCCAAGGCUCAGUGCAGGUGGACGGUUUGAUGAAGACCCUCCCCGUGCAGCUGCAGCUGGGGGCUGUCCGGGUCUAUCAGUCCGGAGUGGCUGUAGCUGUGGAAACAGACUUCGGGCUGCUCGUGACCUACGACGGCCAGCACUAUGCUUCCAUCUCCUUGCCCAGCUCCUACUUCAACAAUACUUGCGGCUUGUGCGGCAACUACAACGAUGAUCCGGCCGACGACCCCGUCCUGCCCGACGGCUCUCUGGCGGAGAGUGUGGUGGAGCUGGGGGGCAGCUGGCAGGUAGAGGACGCCGACUGGCGUUGUACAGACGGCUGCACCCACAACUGCAGCGUCUGUGACCCGGCCAUCGAGUCCUUCUACUUUCGUUCUGACUACUGCGGCAUCAUCAAUAAGACGGACGGGCCCUUUCGGGACUGUCGGGCAGUAGUGGACCCCACUGCCUUUGUGUACAGCUGUGUCUAUGACAUGUGCAGCAACCGGGACAACAUCACCACCCUGUGCCAGGCCAUCCAGGCGUACGCUUUGGCCUGCCAGGCCCUGGGCGUCACCAUCCGCACCUGGAGGUCCCGGACCUUCUGUGCCCUGCCAUGCCCUGAGUUCAGCCACUAUCAGGUAUGCACCAGCAGCUGCCCUUCCUCCUGCUCGGAUCUGACUUCUCACCUAUACUGCGCCCACCCCUGCACCGAGGGAUGCCAGUGUGACGACGGCUAUGUGCUGAGCGGAAGCCGCUGCGUGAGGAGCGAGGACUGCGGCUGCGAGCGCGAUGGACUCUACUACCUUCGAAAUGAAUCCUUCUGGGUGGCCGACAGCAACGGGGGCAGCGACUGCUCUCAGUACUGCACCUGCGGCCCGGACGGUGAGAUCUCCUGCGUCAACGACUCCUGCACGGAAGGUGAGAUCUGCACGGCCGAGCUGGGCCGGCUGGGCUGUUACCCUCGUCGGGAGGGCGUGUGCUCGGUCUCCCAGAACCAAGUGCUGUCCACCUUCGACGGCGCCACCCUCACGUUCCCCAACGAGAACUCCUACUUCCUGCUAAAACCUUGUGGAGCUUUGCCCCCCAAUGUUUCGGCUGUGGAGGUCAAGAUCGGCCGGAAGUUGAUGAACAAGGGCCCCACGUGGGUGCGACCGAUUAUGGCCCGAGUAGUGAACUUGGAAGCACAGCUGGGUGGCUCCGAUUUUGAUGUUGUCAAGGUGAAUGGGGAGCUUGUACCGUUACCCUACGUGCAUCCUAUGGAAACCCUAGUGAUAUACCGUGCCCCAGGUAAUGCUACUGUGGCGGAGUGGACAGGCAUGGUGAAGGUGCGCUACACCCGUCAAGGCUUUCUCAACAUCACACUUUCCACACUGUACUACAACGCAACCUGCGGACUGUGCGGCUACUUUAACGGCAACGCCACCGACGACCUCCGGCUGCCCAACAGCCGGCUGGCGGAGAGCGCCGAGCUCUUCACCGAAGGCUGGCGGGCCAUCGCCGAUGACCUGACGUGCAACGGCGAUUGCGAGGACCUGUACCGCAUGUGCGUGGACCUGCGUCUCUAUCAGAGCCCUUGGCUUUGCGGUACCAUCAACGAUCCCAAUAACAGCACAUUCCUGGCCUGCCACGAUGCCGUCAACCCGUCCCCCUUUUUCCGCAACUGCUUAUACAACAUGUGCAUUCGUGAGGGCAACCGCUCUGCACUCUGCUCCUCCCUGCAAGCCUAUGCAUCUGCCUGCCAAGACGCCCAGAUCAACCUGGGACCAUGGAGGAGUGCCACCAACUGCCCCCUGCCUUGCCCCGAGAAUAGCCACUUUGAGGAGUGUACCAGUGCCUGCCCUCUCACCUGCACUAGCAUUGGGUUGGAUGGUCCUUGUCCCCUACCUUGCUCUGAGGGCUGCCAGUGUGAAGAGGGCUUUGUGCUGAAGGAUGGCCAGUGCAUUCACAAGAGCGACUGUGGCUGCCUGCACCGUGGUCGACAGCUGGCUACCAAUGAGACUUUCUGGACGGACUGGGAGUGCCAAGAGCGCUGCUUCUGCAACGGUGCCGACAACCGGGUCUAUUGCCAGAUUGCCCCAUGCCACUCCGAGGAGUUCUGCCAAGAAGACUCCGGACUCUACUUCUGCCAACCGCGCACUGAGGCUGUGUGCAUUGCUGCAGGAUACAGUCACUUUCUGCCAUUCACUGGCCUCCCCUUUGAGCUUCAGACCAGCUGCUCUCUCCGUCUUGUGACCACUAGCUGUGGCAGGGAUGGGGAUGAGUCUAGAGAAGAGGACAACAACAAUGGCUUCCCACCAUUCCAGCUGUUGGCAAGAAAUGAGGAUCGGGACACAGGACAAGCAAUUUGGGUUCAAGGCUUUGUCCUCGAAGUGUAUGACUAUGAGAUUGAGAUCUCGAGGAAUUACAAAAAUACUGUUGUGGUGAACAAGGAGCGUCUGUACCUACCACUGAAGUUGGGACCUGGGAAAGUCAACAUAUUCACUUUUGGGCUGCAGGUAGUGUUAGAGACAGACUUUGGGAUGAAGGUGGCAUUCGACUGGAGCACACUGCUCUUGUUGACUCUCCCACGCAAUCUCUACAAUUCCACUUGUGGGCUCUGCCAGGGCCUGCCCACAGGGUCCUACCCUAGCAUCAUGGAGUGGGGCAAGACUUGGGCUGAGCGAGAUGCUUUCUGUCAAGUUGGCUGCAAGGAUGCCUGUCCCCGUUGUGGCUUGCUUGAACGUGGAAUAGCUUCAGACAAUGGCCUGCUAGCUGACAAUAACAAUGGAAAUGUCAAUGCCAACAGCAAUGCCAAUAGCAAUGCCAACAGCAAUGGCAAUAGCAAUGCCUAUAGCAAUGCAAAUAGCAAUGCCAACAGCAAUGGAAAUUAUAACUAUGGCAGUUACAGCCUUAGCAAUCCGAACUCCCGCUUCCAUUUGGGAGAUGGUCUUUAUAGCUACGUAGAGCCAGAGGCUGUGCGACUGUGCGGCCGGAUCAUCGACAGGAGCGGCGUGUUCUCCCGCUGUCACAGCAAGGUGGCUCCUGCUUAUUUCUACCAGAGCUGCCUGCAGGACACCUGUUUGGAUCAGGGGGCACCGGAAACAAUUUGCAACUGGCUGCAGAUCUACGCUAGCACCUGUCAGACGCAAGGUGUCGCAUUGAUUGGCUGGAGGAAUUUCACUCCUUGCACCCUUACCUGCCCGAUGAAUAGUCACUACUCCAGCUGCAUGUCUGUGUGCCAGCCCCAGUGUGCCCCAGGCCGUGGGCAGCGCGACUGCAACCACUACUGUGUGGAAGGGUGCCAGUGUGACCAGGGCUAUGUGAUUAAUGGAAAGAGCUGCAUCCUCAGUCAGAACUGUGGCUGCUAUACUGAUGGCAAGUACUAUGAGCCGAAGCAGCUCUUCUGGAACAGUGACUGCAACAAGCGAUGCCAGUGCAUCGGGCGCAAUCUGAUCCAGUGCGACCCCCGCCGCUGCAAGGCUGAGGAGGAGUGCGCACUGCGGCACGGCGUGAGAGGCUGCUUCCCCCGGCGCAGCCGGCACUGCUUAGCCUCGGGGGGUGGCGUCUUCCGUACCUUCGACGGAGCCUCGCUCCGUCUGCCGGCCUCCUGCUCUUUCGUCCUCUCCACCAUCUGCCACAAGUUGCCGGAGCUCUCCUUCCAGCUCAUUGCCAAUUUCGACAAAUGGACCACACCCAACCUCACCACCAUCUCCCACGUCUAUCUCUAUAUCAACGAGGAGAGCAUUCUCAUCUCUGGAAAUACUGUCAAGGUGAAUGGUACGCCAGUCUCCGUUCCCUUUGUCACUGGUCUGAUGACCAGGGUGUCCACGUCGGAGGGUUUCCUAGUCAUCGACACUGUGCAGGACAUCCAGGUGCGCUACAAUCGCUUCAACACACUGAGCAUCACCAUGGGCCCAAGGCUGCAGAACAAGGUCUGUGGCCUCUGUGGAAACUUCAACGGGGAUCCCACAGAUGAUUACAUCACUUCCCGAGGAAAGGCGGCACUCAGUGCCCUCGAGCUAGCCCAGAGCUGGAAGACGAACGGCAUGCAAAACAGCUGCGAUGAGACUCAGUAUGUGGCCCUGGCACAGUCGUGUGACAACAGCGCUGUUUCAGAGCUGCAGAGCGAAGACGCCUGCCUGAAACUCACCCAGAUGAAAGGCUUCUUCCAGCCCUGCCAUGGUUUGCUGGACCCCAGGCCUUUCUACCAGUCCUGUUACCUGGAUGGUUGCUAUAACCAUCGCAAGGCGCAGGUGUGCGGCUCGCUGGCUGCGUACGCUGAGGCCUGCCGCUCCUUCGGCACCCUCAGCACCAAGUGGAUCACUCAGGAGAACUGCUCAGAAUGGAUCUAUGACCCCUGUGCUGGAGAGACCUGUUCUAACAACACCUGUGAACAAGAAAAUGGAGGAGACCUUUGUGGCUGUCCAGAGCUGCCCAUGACUGAGACCGCUGAUGACGACGUCAUUCAAGCAGAGGUUACCUGCAAGCAUGCUCAGAUGGAGGUGUCCAUCUCUAAGUGCAAACUGUUCCAACUGGGCUUUGAGCGAGAGGAUGUGCGAAUCAAUGAUCAGCAAUGUCCGGGAAUUGAGGGAGAGGAUUUUAUCUCCUUCCACAUAAACAAUACCAAGGGCCAUUGUGGUUCCAUUGUGCAGUCGAAUGGCACUCACAUAAUGUAUAAGAACACCGUGUGGAUUGAGAGUGUCAACAACACAGGUAAUGUCAUCACACGGGAUAAGACAAUCAAUGUGGAAUUCUCCUGCGCCUAUGAAUUGGAUAUAAAAAUAUCCCUUGAGACGGUACUCAAGCCCAUGCUGAGUGUGAUAAACCUGACCUUACCCACUCAGGAGGGCAACUUCAUCACCAAGAUGGCCCUGUAUAAGAAUGCAUCUUACCGCAACCCUUAUCGUGAGGGUGAAGUAGUUCUCAGCACGCGGGAUGUCCUGUUCGUGGGGGUCUUUGUAGAGGGAGCAGAUAAGAACCAGCUCAUCCUUAUUGUCAACAUGUGCUGGGCCACACCAUCCAGAUACAGCAGCGAUCGUCUUCGCUACAUCAUCAUUGAGAAAGGAUGUCCAAACAUCAAGGACAACACCAUCGGUAUGGCAGAGAAUGGGGUGUCCCUGACGUGCCGCUUCCAUGUAACAGUCUUCAAAUUCAUCGGGGAUUAUGAUGAGGUGCACCUGCAUUGUGACGUCUCGCUCUGCGACUCUGAAACAAACGCCUGUAAAGUGAACUGUCCACACAAAAGGAGGAUGAGCUCAGAAUAUAGCGAACAAAAAGAGCACAUUCUAACCGUGGGACCCAUUAGGAGGAAAGAGUCUGAUUGGUGUGAGGAAAACAAUGGUGGGUGUGGCCAGAUCUGCACCAGCCAGGUGACUGGGGCCGUGUGCAGCUGUGUGACCGGGACGCUGCAGCGUGAUGGGAAGACCUGUUUAGUCGCCAGUUCCAGUGAUGAGCCCCGACCAUUAGUCCUGUUUCUGGUCUUCAGUGCUGCUGCUGGCAGCAUCCUGGUGUCCAUACAUGCCUCCUUCUCCUGAUCUGAGUGGGAUAACAAGAAAGAGAGAGAGUGUGUGCAUGGGAAAGGAGGAGAGCUUCAGGAAGGUUCUCACACCAGAAAAACCAACAGCAGAAUCUACUGGGGUCACAACAUCACAGCUAUAGGUCGUGACACACACUGGCCGUCACCUCUGGACCGAAAAUCAGUGGAAACCUUGGGCCACAGUUUCACUGCAAUAAUGGGAAUGAUAAAAAGCAAAACAGCAAAUACUCAGAAAGAUUAGAAAUGAGAAACAACAGAGUAUUAUGGUAAUAACACAUUUUAGUGAACUAAACCUAUAUAGAAGUGUAAAGUAUUUUGAGCCUGGGUCAGGCAUAGUCGUCUUGUGUCGUCUGCCCUCACAGCACAGCUCAGUUGCCACAGUUGUCUAUGCUUCAUAGCACAUAUGUCCAUGCUCAGACCUAGUCAAAGCAAACAAACUCCCUCAGACGGUUUUGACAUCUGCAGCUGGAUUAUUAGCAGUAUACAGUGUUUAUGGAUUAUUUUUGACAUUUUAAAGUAGCUCUGAACUGAUUUACUCUGGGUUUCUGUAUGAAUCCUACAAAUCUCCAACUGAAAUGUUAAACAGUCCACGUACAAAUAUUUAAUUUUGUAUAAGAUUUUGUAUAACCUCCACAUGGAACCAAAUAAAGCCAAAUGCAGACAGAAGUAGUAUAAAGGGGACUGAUACGGAUAAGGAGACCAUGAAAAAAUAAUCAAAUGUAGCAAGUCAGUUUAGGAUUUGAAGAUCAUUAUUGACAAACGGAGCAUUAAUUAUGAAACUAAACUCAUCUUCAGUAUGUAAUGUUUGUAUGGUAUAAAGGGAAUAUUUUUAAUUGAAAGGGGUCAGUCAAAUAAUGAUGUGAAACAAAUUUCAUUUUAUUUUCAUAGCAUAUAUGAGUUUUACAGUUCUCACAGAGAAGAGGAAUUGAAGUCCCUGUUCUCAAUGUACAAAUGUAUAGUUGGUUUUCUGAUUUGCUUAAAACCAGCAAUUAUGGGAAAUUCCAGAAAAAUAAGGUAAAAAUUAUAUUGUUAUUGUACAACGAUGUAAAAAAAAAACAACAACAAAGCAACUACAUUAGUAAACUUAACAUCAAUGAAUGACAUAAUAUUGUCACUGUAUUGUUUUAGAUGUGGAAAAACCACAUCACAUGUUAUAAAAGCAUUAUACAAGUGUGUCCAUAAUAAAAUGAGUGAUA
Molecule: messenger RNA, 7986 nt
Organism: Paramormyrops kingsleyae
Lineage: Eukaryota; Metazoa; Chordata; Actinopteri; Osteoglossiformes; Mormyridae
Source: RefSeq, a predicted model, not a curated record